Messenger RNA from Vombatus ursinus (common wombat), 4276 nucleotides. RefSeq names its product solute carrier family 25 member 29 (gene SLC25A29). The coding region runs from base 1842 to 2756 and encodes 304 amino acids. The record is from RefSeq and is a predicted model, not a curated record. Gene Ontology annotation, cellular component: mitochondrion. Gene Ontology annotation, biological process: mitochondrial L-ornithine transmembrane transport. The transcript is spliced from 5 exons. NCBI's taxonomy places the organism in Eukaryota, Metazoa, Chordata, Mammalia, Diprotodontia, Vombatidae. Gene Ontology annotation, molecular function: high-affinity L-arginine transmembrane transporter activity.
UAAACCUGUUCUCUGAGCAGACUAGAUGGAUCUCUGAGCACUUUCCAUUUCUGGACCUUUGAGUGACCUCCCCUACAGCAAGUGGGCUCAGGUGCUGCAGGCGUGCUGGUGGGACAUCCCUUUGACACUGUCAAGGGCUGUCUUCAUUAUAACAGCAAAAGUGUUACUUUGUUGUAGAUGAGAGAUAAGCCUCAUCACUGGAGAGUUACCUAGUAAGUACAGACCAGGUGAACCUUCUGUUUCUCUCAGUCUGAAUUUCUCCCAGAAUGUAUGAUUAGUGCCGAGAAGGGACAUAAAAACCCCCCUGGAGUCCUUCUUCCCAGGCACCCCAAGCUCUGACUAGUAAUUGGGGGUGGAGGGUUGUGGGUAGGGACAGUAUCCCAAGCUGGCUAGAACUUCCACUGACCAGCCCAGUUUUCCAUGUCUUCCCCCACAAAAAAAAAUUUCCUGGGGGAAUUAGCACUAUUAUCACUACUCAUAUAACUAGACCCGACUUCCGAGCACCCUUUAUUCAGAGCAUUUAAAUUAUUUCCUCCAAUGCUUGAGACUUGAAGCCUCUUUCUCCCUCUAACCCAGAGUUGGGAUGACCAUACUUAGAUACAUCAGGACCUGGAAGGAGAAGGGGAUCAUUGGGAUUGGAGGGAGUGUGGGGAUGGGGAUGAAUGAACCUCAAGACUGCUUUUUGGAUAAAGGGUAGUUUGUUUCAUACAUCUGAGGUUUUCUACCCGAUUUUAAAGCAAACUUGAACUAGUAGACAGGCAGCCUGUCAUAAAGUCCUGGUUUGAGAGUGAUCAGGGAUUGGGAGCCUCCUUCCUGCAGUGUUUCUAAGCCCUGUCUCUAGGAAGGAACAGCAUGUUCUCAUUCACAGGAGUUUUAAUUAAAAUAACUUUCUGAAUGUUAGAGGGAAAAAAACACCCCACGGAAAAUCCCAUUAUGUUUCAAAACCAACACAUAAGUAAAACCCAGCCCUUUUUAUUUUUUAAAUUUUGGCCAGACAGGUGACCCUUUCUUAAGAUGCAUUUGAACAGUUCAGUUUCAUAGAACCUAACCUUUGUUACUGCUUGGUAUGAGCCAGGUGGGCAUUUCCUCUGGAUGCUGUUCCACAUGCACCAUCACACUUUUUUCAUGGAGUUAUAAACCUACACAGUUGUGCUAUUUUUUUUUUCUGCUGUUGUUUGAAGUAAAGAAGCAUUUUUAAAAAUUCAUCCUCAUUUCCUCUGCCCCUCCACACACUCCCGUACAAAUACCACUACUAUGUAAUAUCUUCCUAAAAAAGUAAGGUUAUGAGAAUCCCCCUUUUGAGGUUCUGGUUUUUCCAGGAUGGCUAUUAACUCCAAAGGUCAGGUGAAGGGACCCUUCCUUCCCCUAUGGACACAGUGGAUCUUCUUCUGGUUCCCUCCACAGAAGAUAGGAUAGAUGGCCUUCCCUUACUGCUUUCAGAACCAGGUGCUAAUAAGAAGUCAGGGAAAGGCCUUGCCAAAGAAAAUUAAAGGAAUAAUUUAAAAAAAAAACAACCCAGUAAGGAUGAUAGAAUGUAGAGCUGGAAGUCUUCGCUCACUUUACAAAGGAGGACACAGGCUGGAAAGCACAAAGAUUUAAUUCUCAGUCUCCAAAUUUAGUACUCUUUGGUUUUGAAACUACCAGAAGGGUGGGGGCAGGAUGCUCUCUACCUCAGUUACAUACAAAUACAGCUUUGGGGAAAUGUUUCUUCAUAUCUCUGCAACUUGAAAAAAAAUGCAUAUCAAGAGCAGAGAUAAACCCCAGGGUUUAGGGGUGUAUCCUCUGUAGGAGAACGUCCUCCUUCUCCCAGCUGCUGAUAUCUGAAGUCUAAAGCCAGCCCCAUGGAACCUGCCCUCCUAACUGGAGAGAGCUGCUUGCUGAUUGAGCCCCGUGGAGUCUGGUCUGGACCUGACACUGCUCUCCUUAAAAAUAAGGUACGCCUCCAGGUUCAGAGUGUAGAGAAACCUCUCUACCGAGGGACUUUCCACUGCUUUCAGUCCAUUAUCAAGCAAGAAACUGUAUUUGGCCUGUAUAAAGGUAUUGGAUCGCCCAUGAUGGGUCUGACCUUUAUCAAUGCCCUUGUGUUUGGGGUCCAAGGCAACACAAUUCGGGCCCUGGGAAAGGACACACCCAUGAACCAGUUCAUGGCCGGGUCUGCUGCAGGUGCCAUCCAGUGUGUGAUCUGCUGCCCCAUGGAACUGGCCAAAACUCGGAUGCAGCUUCAAGGCACGGGCGAGUACAAACUGAAGACAAGGACCUACAAAAACUCCCUGGACUGCCUGGCGAAGAUCUACCAGCAGGAGGGCCUGCGUGGCAUUAACAAAGGCAUGGUGUCCACUCUGAUCCGUGAGACGCCCAGCUUUGGCUUCUACUUCCUCACCUAUGACUGCCUUACCCGCUCCCUGGGCUGUGAGCCUGAAGACAACUUUGUGGUGCCCAAGCUGCUGUUGGCAGGUGGCAUGUCUGGGAUUGUGUCCUGGCUCUCGACCUACCCUGUGGAUGUGAUUAAGUCCCGCCUACAGGCAGAUGGCGUGCGGGGUGUUGAACAGUACAAUGGCAUCCUCGACUGUGUGCGCAAGAGUUAUCAGAUGGAAGGCUGGAGGGUGUUCACCCGGGGUCUCACAUCUACCCUGCUACGGGCCUUCCCAGUCAAUGCAGCCACCUUUGCCACCGUCACCAUCUUCCUUAUGUACAUGCGGUCAGAGGAAGUGAUGACAGAGUGUGAGACAGCCCUCCCUCAGCCUUCCAGCUUGUAAAGAUUUGCCCCCAGCCCCAGGAUGUCUCCUUCACUUUUGACAUGUCCCUCUCCCCCCACCCAGAGCUGGACUUUGCCCUAUUGUAUUUUUGUAAAUGCCUGUCAUUGUAGAAAAUUAUGUAAACAAACUCUACUAAGUUUCUUUCACCUGACUUGACCUGGGUUCUAUCUUGUCCUCUGGGGAGCCUGAGUAUCAUUCCUCCUGGUGACACAGACCUUCCUUCUAUUGUUUCUUGGGAAUGUAGCCAACCUCUCUUCAAAAGCACCUCAGAAGCCAGCAUUCUGAUCCUCGGGCACCCUGGAGUUAAUUCUUUUUCUCUUGAUGCCAGCAUUCUGACAAAUUCUUUCCUGGAUUUUAAUCAACCCAACCCUUCUUCCAGGGGGUCAAAUCUAUACCACUUUUGAAAAGUUUGGAGGUCAUUUGUCCUUGGGCCUGGUCACAUUUUAUUUUCUUAUACUGGGCCAAUUUGAUUUUUCUGAGGCUUAAAUUUAGAGACCUCUAGCAUGCAUUCAGAGCAAAGGAUUUGGAGUCAGACCUGGGUUUGAAUAUCACUUCUGUUCCUGUGUGACCUUGAGCAAAUCGCUUCUUCCAUGGGAUCCAGUUUUCUUUAUCAUAAAACGAAGGUGUUGGAAUUGGUGAUCUCUGUGGUCUUUCCCAAUCUAAAUUUUAGGAUUCAUAGUCAAGGCAUGUUGCUGGCUUCCUGUUCUUCCUAUCCCAGAGGAUAAGUCUUGGCUGUCUAGGCUAAGAAACACUUCCCCUAUGGUUCCGGAUCAGCACACAUUUCAUUCAGGGGGGGCACACAGAGAGGCCUAGGCAUCACUGCCCAGCAAAAUGGCACCUCUUCCACCCUUCCUCAGGAACGGAAAGUUUGUUUGUGAUGUUUUAUAGUUAAUAAAGUCAACUAACAUUUUUAUCUUGUUAAACUCAGAACAGGGAGAACUAAUGGAGUCAGAUGAGAAUGCCAUAGCCGCUCCCACCCCUUGCAUUGUUCAUUUUGAAUGGGCAUUUUAGGCCAUAGCCCACAGUGAUAUAGGUAGAUGUGGUUUCAGCAUGUUGAGAAGUGCACAGCAUGAAAUGUAGACUCUGGGAAUCUUUGCGUUUAUUGCUAUCAGAAUGCCAUUCUCACUUUUGAGGAUCUAAUAAGCCUUGUUAAUGCAAAUACUUUGGUAGAGAAUGGGGCCAUUCACCAUAUUGUUUCCUGCGAAGCAGGAAAUGACUCUCCAUUGGUGAACAGUGCAGGGGACUUGGGACAGGUUUAGGGAGUUUAGGGGAUGGGUCCUUUUUACAUUGUAUUUUAAGAAAAUAUAAUUAAAAGCAAUUUGCACUGUCAGAAAUUAUGCUGGAGACACUUAUUUUCUGGAUCCAAUUAUUUGGCAGAAGGCAGAGGAGGGUAUUGUGGCCAUUUGGAGGCUCCCACUGAAUGUGAAAUGUGUCACCUAAAGUUUAUGUACAAGUCAAUGAUACCUUUGUAAGAUAUUCUGUAAUUAUUGUACAGUCAAUAAAUUUUUUUUUUAAAUCAA